CAUUGAAAUAUUUUUUUCUAACGAACAGCUUUUAUUUUAUUAGUAAGCAAUUUCUUCUUAUACAAAUAUGAGAUGAAGAAAAAAAAAUUCGCUGUUUCUUGUGUGGCUCUGAAAUAGGUUAUUAUGGCAACAAGCAAGAUGGCGUCCUCCGAACUCGUUAUAAAAGAAAAUCUUGAAGAGCGGAAUAUAAAAAAGGAUAAAGAUGUGGAGGAACUUUAUCUUGCUGACAAGAACCUCACUGAGUGCAUCGAUUUAUCAGCAUAUAAAUAUUUGCGAUGCUUAUGGUUGAACAAAAACAAGCUUCGCAAACUCACAUGCGUGGCCAACAAUUUCCAGCUGAGAGAGCUGUAUCUGCAGAGUAACCAGCUGACAGAUGUGUAUGGUUCCCUGCAACACUUGACCUGCCUUGAGGUGCUCAUGCUGCACAACAAUCAGCUCACCAAACUGGACAGGCUUGUCAAAGAGUUCAAGAAAAUGCAGACCUUGAAAAUCCUCAAUUUGUUCAACAACCCAGUGGCCCAGGAGCCAGACUACAGACUGUUUGUCAUUCACUCUGUAUCAUCAGUGGAGUUACUAGACAGACAGGAAGUACUCAAGGCUGAGCAGGAAGCAGCCCAGAAAAUCUACAAUCAAGAGCAGGAAAAAAUAAGGGAGACCAUUGCCUUUGGACGUAGAUCAGAGGGGCCUCCGAGUUUGUACUACCCUGGAAAAGAACAGCAUCUCACAAAGUUUGUUCCACCGCGCCGAUACAUAAAACCAGAUACUAAUACAAGAGAUUUGGGCAACAGUUUUCUGCGAGACAGUCCCCUGUAUGCAACAACUGAUGAUGCGUGCAAUGCUCGUAGACUGAAGAAAUCUGUCACACUUUUCACAACAUUUGAUUGGGCCAAGAUCCCUCGAUUAGAAGAACGACGUCAGUUGAACACAGUUUUUGAUUCUCCCGAAAUUAUUACUCAUGUUUACAGAUAAAUCGAUAACCAAUCAUUGAAACAAUUUUUUAAAGUAUUUUUUUCAUUUUCAAACAUCAAUAAGAAAAUAAACAUUUGAAAGACAAUGUGAAGAUAAUUUUCGAUGCUGUGUGGAAUUUUGUAAUGUGAUGAUUUGUUGCAGCAAAUUCUGUGAUAAAAGUUUUAUUUGCUGAUCAUUUAUUGUUUUUGUUGAUAAAAGUAAACCACUGCUGAAUGUUUAAAUACUGCUGAGCAUUUUACUUCCAUAAUUGCAUUUUACAAUUGUAUUUUAAAUAAGUAUUGCUUGUUUUA
Molecule: messenger RNA, 1259 nt
Organism: Dreissena polymorpha
Lineage: Eukaryota; Metazoa; Mollusca; Bivalvia; Myida; Dreissenidae
Product: leucine-rich repeat-containing protein 72-like
Exons: 9
Coding region: 124-969 (281 amino acids)
Molecular function (GO): protein binding
Source: RefSeq, a predicted model, not a curated record